This is a messenger RNA of Drosophila grimshawi, 783 nucleotides long. RefSeq lists its product as uncharacterized. The record is from RefSeq and is a predicted model, not a curated record. Bases 1 to 783 code for a protein of 260 amino acids. The transcript is spliced from 3 exons. NCBI's taxonomy places the organism in Eukaryota, Metazoa, Arthropoda, Insecta, Diptera, Drosophilidae.
AUGAGCAGCAGUCUUAGUCUGAGCCAGAGUCAGAGUCAGAGUCUCGGUUGCCAGUCAGACAACGAGACUGACGGACGCUGCACCCGAAGAGACUACAACCACGACAACGACAACGACAACGAUGAUGAUGAUGAUGAUGACACGGACAUAGACAUUGCUGCCUGUCUUGCACAGUGGCAUAGCUUAAGCCCGACCCAUGGCAAGUGCACACAAAGCAUCUUUGGUGCAUUGCUUGAGUCGGACUUACACAUCUUUGCCUUCCGACCAGAAUUCAGUAACAUAGAAAAGAGCUUUCAGGCCAGGUAUGCGGCGGCUUUUAGGCUGACAGACAAUGUAAGCGAGGUGUUCCAGUUACGAAACAGUUUUAAUACCAGUUGGGCCUACAUCAUUCCAAAGACGAAAUGGCAUGUUAUUGAGACUCAGCAGCAUUACUUUCAGAAGCCGCUUUUUCGCUACUCUGAUCUGUGCCUAUCCGGAAACACUCCCCACAGUAUUCUGGUGUCCGAGGAAUCCAUCUAUAGGGAAGCUGUGAAUUUAUUCGCGAUGAGGGCACGACAGUCAGGCCUAAUGUUUCAUUGGUUGACGCAUGGUUUCAAUGACAUGGUAACUGCAGGUCGUAUGUGCCUCAAGGAUUACAGCCAAAGCGACCAGUGGCGAAUUCUACGUCUGAAGGACUUACAGUUUGCCUGGCGUUGCUGUGGUGCUGGAUUACUCCUAGCGCUGAUCGUGUUUAUAGUUGAGCUACUGAGAUUCUACGUCGAAGUGUGGCUGGACAACUUGUAA